AUGUUGCUCCAUGUUUGGUUCCUAUACCUAACUGUUAUGGUGUCGGCGUUUGAUUUUUUCUCCCCGAAACGUUACAGAAAAGGUGAAAAGGUGGAGCUAUUGCUAAACAAGAUUGAGAGUGAUCAUACACAACUACCGUUCAGAUACAACGAUCUCCCAUUUGUGUGUUAUGACAGAUCCAAGAAGGCCAAAAGCAUGCUGUUGGGUGAGAUUCUCCGAGGUGACCGUUUCUGGGAAUCCCUUUAUGAGCUUGAAUUCAAAGUCGACAAACCCUGUCUGCAUCUCUGUCAGAUGAGAACCACCCAGAACGGUGCUGCAAGAGCAGACUACCUCAUUAGAAAUGGAUAUGUUGUUCAUUGGAACCUAGAUGGCUUGCCUGGUGCCACAACAUUCACCGGUGCAAACCAUGUAUCCAGAUACUAUGCUGCAGGUUUUCCCUUGGGUUUUGUCAAGGGAGACAAGUCUUACUUGUACAACCAUGUGACUCUCGUCAUCAGAUACCACACUGAAAAGGAUGGAAUGUCGUCGAUUGUUGGCUUCGAAGUUUAUCCAAAGAGCGUUAUCAAUGAAGUGUGUCCUGGUACAUCCAAAAACUAUAAGAACUUCCCCAUUGAAUUGCCUCGUGAUAAGAAUAAGAAGCUCAUAGAGCAGCAUACCCUCAUUCCGUACACAUAUUCUGUCUAUUGGCGAGAGGAUAAUUCGGUUUCUUAUCAGAACAGAUGGGACUUGUACUAUGACAACGAUAGCUCCAUUACCAGUAAUCAUAUCCACUGGCUCUCUCUUGUGAAUUCGUUGGUCCUCUUUUGCCUCGUGUCUUUAGUCGUUGCGAUCACCAUGUUCAGACUUUUGAAGACUGACCUUCAAUCUGGAACUUCAAUUCCUUUGACCAGGUCUGAAAUUGACGGCACUAACGGCAACUCGGGCCUGUGGAAGAAUUUGGUGAACGUAGUUAUGAACAAGCCCCCACGGACAUUGCUCUUAUGUACAUUGGUGUCCAGCGGAAUUCAAUGUCUUGUGGCGCUGGUUGGUGUCGUUGUUAUUCUAGUGCUCAAUUCCAAACUCAACUUUGGUUCUGGUUCUUCGUCAAGUGCCUUCUUUAAUCUGCACCAAGGCGCUUUUUUCAGCUGCUCGAUCGUCUUAUUGUUGGCAUCAGGAUUCGUUUCUGCCUAUCUAGGUGUCAUCUUGUUCAAGAUCAUGAGCAAUGAGCCUCCAAGAACAAAGUAUGACACUCGUCGUACGUUUAUUCUCUCAUCUCUCUUCGCAGGAACAUUGCCUUUUACCUUGUUGUCGGUAGUUUUGACCCUAAACUUGUUCGUAUGGGCCAAAGAAUCGUCGAAUGCCUUGCCCUUCGGAACCAUUGUGGUUCUCAUUUUGUUGUUUGGCAUUAUUGAACUUCCACUAGGAAUUCUCGGUGGUCUUCUUGGAAACAAGUUUGAAUUCCCUCUUAAGUCGUUCAUGGUCACUUCCUAUGUCCCAGAAAGUAAGUCAGUUGGCAAAAUUGCAUCGCGCCGUUCAUUUGUCAUGAACCCAAUCAUAAGUACGUUGGCUUUUGGUUUAAUUCCUUUUGGUAUCGCCUACGUGGAUCUCUUGUUUAUUUUCAACUCGAUCUGGUUAGAAAAGACAACCUUUUACUACAUGUAUGGGUUCUUGCUCCUGACUGUUAUGUUACUUCUGGUUGUUGUUGCUGAAUCGGCAAUAGUAGUUACAUACCUCUCGUUGGCAGUGUACAACAACCCCAACUGGCAAUGGUUAUGCUUCCGGGUUGGAUUCAGCAUUGCGUGGUACGUUUACGCGUACACCAUCUACUAUUUUGUGAGCUAUUUGCACAUGACAGACUUUGUCAGUGUGUUGAUUUAUUUCAGCUACAUGGCACUUUUUUCAGUUGCGUUAGGAGUUGCUUGUGGAGCCAUUUCUGUGGUGACGUCGGCAGUGUUCAUCCGAAGCAUCUACGGCAUGGUGAAAUCCGACUAA
This is a messenger RNA of Sungouiella intermedia, 1971 nucleotides long. Lineage: Eukaryota; Fungi; Ascomycota; Pichiomycetes; Serinales; Metschnikowiaceae. The record is from the annotation of a GenBank genome assembly.